AUGUCACCGUCCAAAGACUUUGAAUUGGCCAUCAUUGGUGGCGGCAUCGCCGGUCUGACGUUGGCGAUUGCGCUGCACCGCCGCGAGAUCCCAUUUACGCUGUAUGAAAGCGCAGCACACUUUGGCGAGAUUGGCGCAGGCGUCUCCUUUAGCCCCAAUGCCGUGCAGGCCAUGAAGUCCAUCCAUCCGGGUGUCUACGAGGCCUUUCAGCGCGUGUGCACGGGUAACGGUUGGGAAUCCAAGCGGGACGUUUGGUUCGACUACAUAGAUGGCACCGAGGGCCACGACGGCGAGGUCGCUUUUACCAUCCGCACCAGCCUCGGUCAGAAUGGCGUCCACCGCGCCCACUAUCUUGAUGAACUGGUCAAGCUGCUGCCGGCGGACAAGGCCCACUUUGGCAAACGACUGCAGCAGAUUGAGGAAGGCGAAGACGGAAAGUUGGUCAUGUCGUUCAAGGAUGGUUCCAAGGCCACCGCAGAUGCCGUCAUUGGAUGUGACGGCAUCAAGUCCCGCGUGCGGCAGAUUAUUGUUGGCGAAGAUCACCCCUCGGCGCACCCGUCUUAUACGCACAAGUACGCAUAUCGUGGCCUCGUGCCGAUGGAGAAGGCAAUCGAGGCUAUUGGUGAAGAGCGGGCACAGAACUCUUACAUGUUUAUGGGCCCCAACGGCCAUGUACUGACCUUCCCCGUGGCUGGCGGCAAGCAGCUCAACAUUGUGGCAUUCCGGACCACGGAGGAUGAAUGGCCCGACUUUGAGAGAUUGACAAGGCGGGCCAAACAGGAAGAUGCCUUGCGCGACUUCAAGGGCUAUGGGCACAAUGUUACGAGCCUUCUCAAGCUCACCAACAAGGAACUCGACGUGUGGGCAAUUUUUGACACUGGUGCCAACCCGGUGCCUCACUUCUACAAGGGCCGCAUCUGUGUUACUGGCGACGCAGCCCACGCCACAUCGCCGCACCACGGCGCCGGCGCCGGCUUCUGCGUAGAGGACAGCUUGGUCAUGGCCGAGCUACUUGCAGACCACAGUGUGCAGGAUCGUAGCCAGCUCGAGGCCGUCUUUGCGGCCUUUGACGAAGUGCGCCGGGAACGCUCGCACUGGCUGGUACAAAGCAGCCGCUUCAUCGGCGAUUGCUACGAGUGGCGGGCCGAGGGUGUCGGUCGCGACUUCAAGAAGAUUGAGCACGAGAUCAACGAGAGAGUCUCCAAGAUUGGCAAUGUAGAUGUCGCCGAGUUUGUGGCGACGGCCAAGAAAGAUUUGCUUGCAAGGAUUGCGAAUUAG
This is a messenger RNA of Pestalotiopsis fici W106-1, 1278 nucleotides long. RefSeq lists its product as uncharacterized. The transcript is spliced from 3 exons. Lineage: Eukaryota; Fungi; Ascomycota; Sordariomycetes; Amphisphaeriales; Sporocadaceae. The coding region runs from base 1 to 1278 and encodes 425 amino acids. Gene Ontology annotation, molecular function: FAD binding. The record is from RefSeq and is a predicted model, not a curated record. Gene Ontology annotation, biological process: secondary metabolite biosynthetic process.